AUGUACCUUAUCAUAGGCUUGUGCCCUCACAUGCUGGAUCCUACUACAGACACCGGAGUUACAAGUUACAUGGAUCAUUCAACACACACUGUGUCACUGAAUCCAUGUUUUAUUGCUCUCUCAAAGGUCCACCAGCCAAACGCACAAGGAUACGUCCGUCGGCUGUGGCUGUCCAUCAUGCACCGCACUCUCACUACCUACCCUUGUCAUCUUCGAUCUCGUCCAACGAUGUAUAUAACGAGCCUGCAUUCCGAAGCAAUGAGUUUCCUGCUAAAGAAGACCAGCAGCGAUGCAACACAGCCAAAGUCGCUAUCUUCAGAAGAGCAGCAGGAAAAGGUAAAUGAGGUGCGUGGUCUCCUCGGAGCACUGACGGAGGAGAUGCCGAGCUUCCUGUCAGACACAACCAUCUAUCGCUUCCUCCUAGCGAGGAACUGGAGCACGGAACAAGCGGCCAAGGGUCUCAAGGAAACUGUCAAGUGGAGGCACGAGUACAGGCCGGAAGCAAUUUCCUGGGAAGACAUUGCAGAAAAGGAGGACGAGGCCAAGAGAAUACAUGUAGCCAACUGCGUUGACAAGAAUGGAAGAAGUGUCCUCAUAUUAAACAUGUCAAUCAAGUCUAAAGUUUCUUUGAAGGACCAGAUAAAGCACAUGGUAUAUCUCCUAGAGCAUCUGGUCAUGAGCUCAGCAGAUGAAAAAGAUGACUAUGGUGUUUGGAUAAUUGACGUCCGAGGCUGGUCAAUAGCGAGUACGCCAUUCUCCACGACCCGUGAAUGCCUGCACAUUAUCCAAACCUAUUACCCAGGGUUGAUAGCCGUCGCGAUUAUUUUCGACCCUCCAAGGAUUUUUGAAUCUUUUUGGAAGAUAACUAAGAGCCUCCUCGACGCAAACAUGAGAGAUAAAGUGGAGUUUUUGUAUGCUAGCAAACCGGACAGUAUGAAGACAAUGGAAGAGCUCUUUGACAAGGAUACACUGGAGGCUUCUUCGUUUGGUGGAAGAAGCACCAGUGCUACGUUUGACAUCAACAAGUACGCCGAGAGAAUGAGAGGAGCGGACAAGAUGAGAGGAGAAUCCAGAAAUGCAAAUGGCUGCAACUGAUCUCCCUGACCAUAACUGAAUUCAAGUUCUUCUGAGCCGCGCCUACAUGCACAUCCGGAAACUGAACAUUUGUACUUUUGGUUGCUAAAAUUUGAACUUAUGUAGUGAUUUUAUUAUUUUUCUCACACUUCACAUGGACUGUGCACUUCUGGAAACUGAAUAUAUAUUCUUUCUGUUGUUACCA
Lolium rigidum is the source of this 1279-nucleotide messenger RNA. Its product is annotated as phosphatidylinositol transfer protein 3-like. Bases 1 to 1095 code for a protein of 364 amino acids. The transcript is spliced from 7 exons. The record is from RefSeq and is a predicted model, not a curated record. Lineage: Eukaryota; Viridiplantae; Streptophyta; Magnoliopsida; Poales; Poaceae. Gene Ontology annotation, molecular function: phosphatidylinositol transfer activity.